Molecule: messenger RNA, 1362 nt
Organism: Didymodactylos carnosus
Lineage: Eukaryota; Metazoa; Rotifera; Eurotatoria; Philodinida; Philodinidae
Source: the annotation of a GenBank genome assembly
AUGAAUAAUGUUCAUGCAUUUAUCGAUACUGUACGAGAUAUGCCCGCUGUUGGUAAUAAUUAUCACCAAGACUCACUUAAUAUUUCGAAAACUGUUUCAUUUCAAGGUAUGAAGCCAUGGCUUGUUCAUUAUCGUGUAACGCAUUUAUUUGAUUACAGAUGGUUUGAAACUGGAGCGUAUGAAUGGCAUUUACAACGAUUGAAUGCGUUAAAUAACAAUAAUAAACUGAUUAUCGAAUCAAAAAUAAAAAUUCAUGUUGAUGAUAUUUUAACAUAUAUAAAUCACCAUCCUGAACAAGGCGUAGUUAUUGAUAGUGCCCAACAUUUAUUUAAUCCAUUAUUUCAUUCGCUACCCGAAACAGGUUCUUUACUAGACUAUACUUGUACAAAAAUGCAAUUAACUGAAAAUUAUUUGCCGUGCAAAACAAAAAGACCAGAAAUCAUUAGUUUGUUGACUUCAACAACAACUUACACAUUAAUAGUUGGAAUAUACGAUGUCUUUAUCGAUAAAUGCGGUACCAUUUCUACUCAAAUUGCUCAAUUUCUAAAACAAGAUUGUUCUAAUUCAGAUACAACAGCGGAAACUAUUCAUUAUAACGAACUCAUUCAUGUCGUUGGUAUGCAUAUGACAAAUCCUGCUUACUUUGUAGCACAUUUCUUACCAAAAAUCAUUCGACUACUCGCUGUGACUCCAGAAACCGCUUUACUCUUAUUACCGUUGAACGUCCAGAUAAUACGGGAAUACGUGGAUCUAUUAGUUAACCGUGGUUUACUUGAUAAAAAUCGAACACGUCUGGUCAACUACGAGUCCAAUAAAUUUUACCAUGUCGAUGUUGUUUACUAUUUUGAUGAUGCACCGUCUACUCUAUCAGCAAAUAGUCACUACCAUCGAUCAAAUAUGCAGUUACUUCAUCGCACAUUGUCCGAUGAUUUAGUUAUGAAAAGUCGAGAUUUAAUUAUUGUUAUUAAAAGUCGUGCAAAAAUGGCAAGUAAUUACAAUAGUUUAAUUCAAAUAAUACAUCAGUUAGUUCUACCUGAUGAUCUCAAUUAUUUACAAGUACAUGAGUUUAUAGCAAACGAAGGAAAUGUUAAUGAACAUAUUAGACAAUUCCAACGAGCUCGUAUUGUUAUUGGAAUACAUAGUGAAGAGCUAGUUAACAUUGUCUACUGUAAACCAGGCACACAUCUAGUUGAAAUAGGCUACGAACAUAUGUCAGACAUGUAUUUUAAAAUAGCAACCCAUUCUGAUCACAAAUAUUGGUUAGCAAUAGGACACGGAGAGACCAGCGAGACAAUACAUGUUGAUAUUGACGAUUUUAGAAACAUAUUAGUAAAAUUAUACAAUGAAAUUGACGUUGGAUGA